UCCUCCGGACCGGGCUGAUGAUGGAUGGGGAUGUAUGUGUCCGGUUCAUGGGUGCUGGAUGUGCCCGGCUGCAGCGUGGGAAGCUCUCGGUGUGGAGGCGGAGGAGGAGAUCGCAUCUGCUCUGGGUGAAGUGUGUGAUGGGGCUGAUGCUGGCUGUACUGGUGCUAAUGGCGAGCCGGAGCGGUAAUUCGGGCAAUGUCCUAUCCAGCGUGUCCUCUAAAGCCACUGAUGCAUGGGAGACCCGAAAGCUACUGCAGUACUUUGCUAAUGAGACUGAAGUGCUGAAAAUGGAAAGGAACUGCACUCCACCAGGUGUUCAUGAGUUUCCUUCUGACAUCUUCACCAAAGAGGAGCGGAUGGAGGGAGCUGUGGCCGUGCACAUCAUAGCAGCCAUGUAUAUGUUCUUUGCCCUGGCACUAGUGUGUGAUGACUACUUUGUUCCCUCCCUGGAAAAGAUCUGUGAGCGCCUUCAUCUGAGUGAAGAUGUGGCUGGAGCGACGUUCAUGGCGGCUGGUAGCUCGGCUCCUGAACUCUUCACCUCUGUUAUAGGAGUGUUCAUCACCAAGGGAGAUGUGGGAGUUGGUACAAUCGUGGGUUCUGCCGUAUUUAACAUCCUGUGCAUCAUUGGAGUAUGUGGGAUCUUUGCUGGGCAGGCCGUGCGUCUCUCCUAUUGGACUCUAAUGAGAGACUCGGUGUACUACACGCUCUCAGUGACGACUCUCAUCGUGUUCAUCUAUGACGAGAAGGUUACAUGGUGGGAAUCACUUGUCCUGAUUUUGAUGUACCUGGUUUACAUUUUAAUAAUGAAAUGUAACUCACGUGUAGUGCGCUACUUAGAACGGAGGAAGAAGAAAUCCAUUAACCUGGGUAAUGGUACAACCAGCAACACAGAUCUUGAUGAUGGCUGUGAUGCUACAGCUGUUCUCCUCAAAAAAGCGAAUUUUCACAGGAAGCCAUCAGUACUAAUGGUGGACGAGUUGCUGUCUGCAUAUCCUCAUCAGCUUUCCUUUUCUGAGGCUGGCAUGAGAAUUAUGAUCACCAGUCACUUUUCCCCACGAACCCGCCUCACCAUGGCCUCCCGCAUGCUCAUCACAGAGAGGCAGCGGCUGAUAAAUGUCCAUUUGAAGAAUGGGGACUCAGACCUGGGUGUAAAACUUCCUGAAAAGCACGGAUUAGAAAAUGGCAUUGUUGGGGUGGAGCGGGGACUGAAUGCAUGGAGGAAUGGCCACCGUGAUGAUGAACUACAAAGGGCCGAUCCUGGAACCGACUCUGAGAAUGAGAAUGAAGACAAUGAGAACAAUGAGAAUGAUGAAGAAGAGGAAGAGGAUGAUGAGAAUGAAGGACCCCUUGUUCCAUUCCGCUGCCCAGGGGGCAUGUGCAAUAAGCUAAAGUGGCUGUUGGCAUGGCCAGUGAGUCUGGUGCUGUUCUUCACAGUACCCAACUGUGCCACGCCACGCUGGGAGCGCUGGUUCAUGGUCACUUUCAUCACGUCCACACUCUGGAUUGCUGGCUUUUCCUACAUCAUGGUGUGGAUGGUGACAAUUAUCGGUUACACUCUUGGCAUUCCAGAUGUCAUUAUGGGCAUUACAUUCUUGGCUGCAGGCACUAGCGUCCCUGACUGUAUGGCAAGUCUUAUAGUAGCACGACAAGGCCUGGGUGACAUGGCAGUUUCGAAUUCCAUUGGCAGUAAUGUGUUUGAUAUCCUUGUUGGACUGGGGCUGCCCUGGGCUAUUCAGACUCUGGCUAUUGACUAUGGCUCAACAAUUCAUCUGAAUAGCAGAGGCCUCAUUUUCUCAGUUGGACUGCUCUUAGCAUCUGUGUUUCUAACGGUUCUGGGUGUGCAUUUGAAUAAAUGGACCCUGGACAAACGUCUGGGCUUUGCAUGUCUACUGAUGUAUGCUGUUUUCCUGUGUUUCUCCAUCCUCAUCGAAUUUAACGUCUUUAUCUUUGUCAAUCUGCCUACUUGUCAAUGACACCAAUUUGAUUCAAAAACACUUUCUUUGGGUCAGUCCUUUGAGGACUUGACCACGGGUCCUUCAUCUGAAGAAGUAGUCCUUGAUCCUGUAGUUCCUUGUUUUUUGGAAUUCGGAUGGCAUCCUGGUCAGCAACUUCGGCCAGUUAAAAAGUGAAGAAGAGGACCGCAUGCACAUCAUGGAUCAGAUACAGACUUCUUGGACAGGACAGGAAGAUAAACAAAGAUAACUACUGCCUGGUUUGAUGUGAAAACAAAAUGAGGAUUUUACAUAUUUAUAUGAAUUGAAAAAACUGAAACAGAAAAAUUUAUUUUAUCUAUUACGUUUUGUGAUUAUGUUGCUUUAACUGGCUGCUAAACCGGCAGGGAAAAGGUUGGACUAAAUAUUUAUUAAAUUAUUAUAAAUAAUUAAAUUAUAAUAGAUGAUUAUUUUUGAAUGAUUUCUACAGACGUUAAUUAGGGACUAGCAAACGGUACUGGUGAACUGUCUGUUAAAUAAUCUUAUGGAUAGUGCUAGCAAAGUUGAUCAUGUGACUAGAAGUUAUCAUGGGCAUUACCCUCGACCAUGUAGUUCAGUCCAUCCUUACCCACUCUGUCUGGAUGCCAGAGACUGUUUAAAUAAAACAUUUUAAAUAUGGUUA
This is a messenger RNA of Trichomycterus rosablanca, 2613 nucleotides long. It is a transcript of the gene slc24a3, whose product is annotated as solute carrier family 24 member 3. The record is from RefSeq and is a predicted model, not a curated record. The transcript has 17 exons. Gene Ontology annotation, biological process: calcium ion transmembrane transport; intracellular calcium ion homeostasis. NCBI's taxonomy places the organism in Eukaryota, Metazoa, Chordata, Actinopteri, Siluriformes, Trichomycteridae. Bases 18 to 1973 code for a protein of 651 amino acids. Gene Ontology annotation, cellular component: plasma membrane. Gene Ontology annotation, molecular function: calcium channel activity; calcium, potassium:sodium antiporter activity.